CUCCUCUCCCGCGGCCGAUCCCGACGCCGUCGCUUCCCGAGCGGGUCUUUCGGAGCGUCCUCGGCCGUCGCCAUGGUGAAGCUAAGCAAAGAGGCCAAGCAGAGGCUGCAGCAGCUCUUCAAGGGCGGCCAGUUUGCCAUCCGCUGGGGCUUCAUUCCUCUCGUGAUCUACCUGGGAUUUAAGAGAGGCGCCGAUCCUGGAAUGCCCGAACCGACCGUUUUGAGCUUACUCUGGGGCUAAAGGACUGUUUGAUCAUCUGAAUUUGGACACAGUCAAUGGACGGGAACAACAUGCAAGGUAUACGCUCUGGCUGGGAUAAGAGAUGGGACGUCGUUCAGACACUCACCAACUGGAUGGCACAUGGCUCUUACUUCACAGAUGCGUAUGUGGCGGAGUGGAACCUCUAUGGAUUUAUUUAUAAUAGAUUGUAUCAAAAUAAAUGUUUUUAACAGUG
Molecule: messenger RNA, 454 nt
Organism: Sorex fumeus (smoky shrew)
Lineage: Eukaryota; Metazoa; Chordata; Mammalia; Eulipotyphla; Soricidae
Gene: TOMM7
Product: translocase of outer mitochondrial membrane 7
Exons: 3
Coding region: 73-240 (55 amino acids)
Biological process (GO): protein import into mitochondrial matrix
Cellular component (GO): mitochondrial outer membrane translocase complex
Source: RefSeq, a predicted model, not a curated record